CUAGGACAGUUGAGGGCACUAGGAUUAGAAUAAUUUAAGGUAUCAUUGAAUUUGCCUGCGAGUACGCGCCCAGCCUGGUUUUGCGCGCUCACAGCGUCGGGUGCAGAGCAUAGGAGUCUACGGUUUCAGUGCGAUGGUCUCUUUUAUAGGACAUGUUCAUCGACGAAUCCCUGACUUUUUACACAUUUUUACUCAAGCAGUGUGAACUGCGCUUCGUAGUGCGAUGCUGAAAAAUCAAAGUCAUUGCUUUCGAAACCCUCAACAGUGGUGAAUUGCGCGGCACACUGCGACUCGGAGAAGAUAGAGGAGACGCGUGGUGGUUUGUCCUACGGUUACAGUCGACUGCUUCAGUAAGGCAGUAUGAUGGAGGCUGGCUGUGGGGUUGCCGCGGUGAUCGGGAAUGCUGGCUCAGGACAUCAGGGAGAACCAGGAAGUGGUGACGUCCUUGAGGGGGCCAUGUGUAUUACACCAGAUAAAGAAGAGACCCAGCCUGAUCCACACAAGAGCACUACUCCAACAGAGAAAUCUCCAAAAGAGAGCACAAUUGACAUGGUACAGAGUGAUGAGGUCACAGAGCUUCCUGUUGAGCCUGAGCCCACCCUGCGUUCCUGCGUCAGCACAGCCAGCAUGAAGGUCAAAAACAUGAAGAAGCUGACGUUCCCCAGAGGUCAUUUUCCCAGGCUGGCUGAAUGUGCCCACUUCCACUAUGAGACCGUUGACUUUGGCACUGUGCAGCUGUCCUUUGCAGAGGAGCAGACUGAGGGGAAGAAGGCUGGUCUGGACUCCAAGGAGCCACUCUUCGUGGUUCAGAUCUGCUGCCAGAGUCUGAGCUGGCUGGUGAAGCGCUCCUAUGAAGAUUUCCGUGUGCUGGACAAACACCUCCACCUUUGUAUCUAUGACAGACGCUUUUCUAAACUAACUGAGCUGCCCCGCAUUGACUCUCUGAAGGACACAGUAGAGGUAGAGGAAAUAACCAAGAUGUUGGCGGCCUACCUGUCCCGUCUCUCAGCCAUCGCUGACAACAAGAUCAACUGUGGUCCAGUGCUGACAUGGAUGGAGAUUGAUAACAAGGGCAACCACAUGCUGGUAGCUGAGGAGUCCUCCAUCAAUGUUCCUGCCAUCGCCGCGGCCCACGUCAUCAAACGCUACAUUGCCCAGGCCACAGACGAGCUGACCUUUGAGGUAGGGGACAUUGUGUCAGUUAUUGACAUGCCUCCUAAAGAGGACACUGGCUGGUGGAGAGGGAAGCAUGGUUUUCAGGUUGGCUUCUUCCCCUGUGACUGCGUGGAGCUGAUCAGUGACAGGGUUCCCCCCUGUGUGUCCAGCUCUGUGCCAAAACCAGUCUGUAAGAAGCACGGAAAGCUGGUGACAUUCCUGAGGAGCUUCAUGAAGUCCCGUCCACCUCCCCAGAGGCUGAGACAGCGUGGGAUCCUCAGGGAGAGGGUGUUUGGCUGUGACCUGGGGGAGCACCUCCUCAACUCAGGACACGAUGUCCCCCAGGUGAUCAAAUGCUGUACUGAGUUCAUUGAGAGACAUGGUGUCGUGGACGGGAUGUACAGACUCUCUGGGAUCUCCUCCAACAUCCAGAAACUGAGACAUGAGUUUGACUCGGAGCAGAUACCAGACCUCAGUAGAGAUGUCUUCAAGCAGGAUAUCCACUCCGUAGGGUCUCUGUGUAAACUGUACUUCAGAGAGCUGCCCAACCCUCUGCUCACCUACCAGCUCUAUGAGAGAUUCUCAGAGGCUGUGUCUGCAGCUACUGAUGAGGAGAAGCUGGUGAAGAUCCACAACGUCAUCCAGCAGCUUCCUCCUCCUCACUACAGGACUCUGGAAUUCCUCAUGAGACAUUUGUCCCAACUAGCCACCUUCAGCCCUAUUACCAACAUGCACACCAAGAACCUGGCCAUCGUCUGGGCUCCCAACCUGCUUAGAUCCAAGCAGAUUGAGUCGGCCUGUUUUAGUGGAACAGCAGCCUUCAUGGAGGUGCGUAUCCAGUCAGUGGUGGUGGAGUUCAUACUGAACAACACAGAGGCACUCUUCAGCCCCAAACUCAACGCCCUCAUCCGGGAGAGCACAGGUACCAGUACCCUAUCCAGGCCCAAGUCUCUGCUGGUGUGCUCUCCCUCCACUAAGCUCCUGUCUCUGGAGGAAGCCCAGGCCCGUACACAGGCCCAGCUGGGCUCCCCUGUUACUACUCCAAUUCUGUCCCACAGCGAGUACAUCGAGGUGGGGGAGGGACCCGGGGCACUGAUGGGCAAGUUCCACACAGUCAUUGAGCUCCCCACUGAGAGUAAGAGGGCUCCUGGGAAGGUGAAGAAGUCCCCAGUGGGAAGCUGGCGUUCAUUCUUCCACCUGGGCAAGUCCUCCUCCAUGACUUCCAAACGCAAGCUGAAGCGUCACCCCAGCGAACCCAAUGAGAUAAAGAGCAUCGCGCUGCCAGGUGGAAGAGGGGAUAGUGGGACACUGCGCUCCACCAAAAGUGAAGAAUCUCUCACCUCUUUGCACAAUGUGGAAGGGGAGCCCCAGAUGUACCGCCCCCCUAGACCACGCUCUACCAGCGAUGCCCUCUCCACCGCAUUCAGGGAUGACCUGUGUGAUGCCAGGGACAAAGGCGACCGCUACCACAAACAGGCCAAGGAUGGCCAUAAUGGUGCUGAUGGUCCUGUCUAUGACCCAGCUGGUGUGUCCUCUCCACAUCAGGAGGAUGACCUUGACCUCUGUCUUCCAGCCCCUGGCAUGGCCUUUCUGGAUUUUGACCCCAUGUCCUUCCAGUGCAGCCCACUGAGCCCACCAACAGCUAAAUCCGCUCCUCAACGCAAAGCAAGCGUCAACUGGAGGAAGAAUGUCAGGGGUUCCAGUGAAUCAGAGCCCAUCUCUUCAUCCCUCAAAGUCCUCAGUAACUCCCAGUCCCCUGACGUCACCCCAGUCCAUAGGAAAAGAGGGGAGAAAAAGAAAGUGGCUCAGGUCGUCUCCCCCAAACUCAGACGGAGGUCCUCUACGUCCCCCCCUGUGGUUGAAACAGAUGUGCACACUGUGUGUAUCUCUGCCCCACGCUGUGUCUCAGACACCCAGGGUGGUGAGUCCUCCUCCCCUCCACCUCUGGAUCUGUGUGAGGCCCAACUAGUGAGUGGGGAGGGGAGUGAGGCCAGGGCUCCCUGCCGGCUCCCCAGCCCUCCAAGCUUCGCAUCAACUUUCACAGACAGCCUGGCUUCACAAAACCCUCAGGAUCCAGGAACAGAUAGGCUUGUGAAUUCAGUGUCUGUCCUCCCUCCUCACCCUCCGUUGACGAUGGCUGCCCGCAGGCUGGCCCUGGCCCUGGCUGAGUCUGCCCAGAAGGCUACUCUGACCUCCCAGAGGAGGAGCACCCAGCCCCCCUACCCUCUCCAGAGACAGGACACCCCCCAUCCCCUGGACAGACCCCCACGGCCCUCUGUUCUCCACCUCCAACCCUGCUCUAAGGAUUAUGGCGACCUCAAGGUCUCUUCUCCAUCCCCCCUCUUACCCUUGGCUGGUAUAUCAGUUGAGAGUCCUUGUGGCCGUUUCCCUAGCCAUGCGAGAAAACAGGCCCCUGAGGGACAAGUGGCUAUGAGUAACUUCACUCCCACUGUCAGUCCCUUAGAAGCUGGAGCUCUACUGCAAGGCAGCACAGAGGUGAGGGACCAGAGAGGAGGGAGAGACAGGCCCCUGGGAGCUGUGAGACCUGUUCACCCUCAGACGGUUUCCUCCUUGUAUCUCAGUGGUAGGGUCUCCCCUCCCUUUCAAUCAGUCUGCUCCAUUCAGAGCCCGUUAGCCGCCGCUGUCCUCGCUAACACUGACUCUGUCAAUGCCUAUAACUAUCGGACUGUUCUGGCUGAGGCGUCCAUGCCAGGGUCUGUGGAGGAGAUCCCUUCAUGUCCUCCUCUGCCGUCCUUAGUCCAUCAGUACAGCUCUGAUGAAGAGAGAGCUAUGAGGGAGGCUGAAGAUUUGUACAGACAUCAUCGGGUCAAUCCAGCAGGACAGGUAUCUGGACCUCACCAUCUUCGGCCUGGCUGUCUCCCUCCCCACCUGGCAGGGCCCAAAAGCAUGUACAAACCCAUGUCUGACAGCUGCUACAGCACUUUAGGCCUCCGGCACCACCCAUCUUCCUCCCCCCAGUACAGAGGUCAACCCCAACCCAGGGAGGAGCACAGCUCCAGCGGCCACCACAGAUCCAGGGGACAAUGGCAGAGGACUGAGGAGAGAGCCCCGGGGUACCCGGUCAUCCGCAGGGCACGCUCCUUCCAUGCCCAGCAACCUAGUUGUGUUCAACCGGCAGAAACUGAAGUCCUACCCCCAGACAUCCUGUUCUAUGUCCAACGUCCAGCUGUCCAAGAAAAGGAGUGCCAGAGGCUAGUCCAGUCAGGUGUCCAACCCCUGCAGCCGUACUUUGAGAAUGGACGCGUUCAGUACCGCUACAGCUCCUAUUCAGACGCAGCGCCUCUAGAGGAGUCUUACUACUAUGUGGACCCUUACAGGACGAGCCGUAUCCGACACAGUCAGUCAUACACCAUGCGCUCUACUAGGGAUAGUGGACAUCCUGGCUACCACUAUCGCCCUUCAAACAACAUCCCACCUGCAAAAAGAGAACUCUUCUUGGAGAGUAGGGAUCUAGAGCGAGUCAUUUACGAGUCCUGGGACCACCCAGAGGGUUGUGACAGACUAGUCUAUCAUCCAAUCAGACAAGAGAAUAGAGCCAGGCAGAGGACCCAGGGCCCUAUCAUGUCUCCUUAUGAGAACCUGGAUCGUCCCCUCCCACAGAGUGACAUCAGGGGCAGAGAUAUCAGUCACACCAGAAGCAGGUCAGACCCAGGUAAUGCCUGCCUGCUGGCCAUCGACAGAGUGGACAGCCAACGUGAAGUACCUGCCAUGUCCCCAAUCUCCCCUGGCCAGCAGCUUUCAGACCCUAGUGAUUACAUCAGGCACCAGAGGGGUCAUUGGCCAGGUGAGGAACCAGUCCCUCCCAGGAGAGAGAGUGUCUCCAGGAGAACCCAGUCCAAGCAGGGCACCUCUCAACGACAUCAACCACAGCAUUGCAACGUCCCCAUGCUCCUAGAUGUUAAGAACGUGGAGCAGGGUGAGGGUGGUCCUAAUAGAGGUUGUGACCAGGACAAAGUAAUGAUGGGUAAUGCUGCUAAUAACUACUCUGCCCAAUUAAAACCAAGCAUACCCAGGAGACAGCGAUCACAGAGCAUCAAAGAGCCUCGAUACUACCACCAUGUCAAAUCACCUGUGGAACCAGAUCACCCUGGGCUCUUUUCCACCCAGCCCCACAGGAGAACUCAGAGCACGAAGGCCAUGCCCUCUCACUAUGAUAACCUGGAGGGGUACUACCCAGCUCCCAAGCCCAAACCCUCAGGGUCUAGUAAGGCCAUGCCAGGGCCGUUCCCUGGCCACGGCUGCAUGCCCCCACACAGCCACAGACUGCUGUCCCAGGCCCUAGGGGGCCACGGCGCCUUCCUGCAGUCAGGCCUCAAGCCGCAAGCUGGAGUCUACGCUGAGUGAUUCAGUCCUCUAAUCACACCAGAAGCUAAGGCCAGUUUGGCAUACAUCUCCAACUCAACAGAUUAAUGUUGAUGUUUAUAAAAAUGGAAAAAAUACAUACAGAUAUAAACCUUCAUAAACUGUUUUUAAGAAAAUGUUGAGUUGACACAAAUGGGUGGGGUCAUACUGUUGGUAACGUGUAGAUAGCAAAGAAAGAGGUACAUUCUUUUCUCAUUAAAUACAAUGGGACUGGUAACGGAGAUUUUGAAAGCUUGUUUUGUGCAAUGGUUUAUGAAGGUUUUUUUAAAUCAUUUUUAUGCCCAAAGGUUAAUUAUAAUUUCAUGUCCAUGAGAUAAUAUUGUCCAACAAACAGAAAAUACCAUUUUAAAUAUCUGCCAAAUAUUGUUAAUCUUAUGAGCAAUAAUAUUCUAAGAUAUAAUGUCUUAUUUGGCCUACUGCCAACGUGAUAUUGUUUGCCUAGUUUAUUUAGAUCAUCCUAAACAUGCACUUUUUAAGAAUUAUAGUAAAUGAGAACCAUGCGUAGAGCUCCUUGAGUUUUAUGUUUUGCAAUUCCACUGAUUCUCCACUGAAGGUGUUUAGUAACAUUCGCACUUUUGGUGUUAUUUAGUUCAUACAAUAGUGGAAGACACAGAGGACAUUUCUUCAACGGCUCUCACCUUCACAAAACACUCAGACAUGGAAAGAUUAAGGAGCAAGGAGGACUGUGACCACAGUUAGGGUCCAUCUGUCAUCUUACCAGAAUAAAUAACUUCCAAAUGUGUACAUGUGCUGCAAAUGUGAAAGUGUAUGUCAAUGCACUUCUCACAUUAACAGGAAGCUGUGAUGCUUCAUGACAUUGUGGUGUAUUAUGAGAGGACAUACGUUUCUCUCUUUGUAGGGAUAUUUUAAUGGUAUGUCAUGUUUUAACUGUUGCUUUGUUCUUUUCUUAUAGUUUUGUAUUCAUUAAAUAUGUUAUUUCAAACCCAACCCUCUGUAAAUGAGGAGAUAUUGCUAAGACAUUUUAAUGUUGUUUUUUCAUUAGAAUAUAAAUAAAAAAUAAAUAAUAUCUAUAGCAUACUAUGAAAAAUUGUCAGAAUGUAUUACUUUUUUAAACCAUUUUGUUAAUGGGAAUGCACAUUUAAGUUAUUGGUUGGAGCAAAAAUGCAUACUCACUGGGAAUUUGCUAUCUUGCAGAUUCAGAGAAGUUUAGCCAUUGGACAGCAGAGGGCACUGCAGUAUCGCAGAGAAAGUGGUUCCCUUAUAAUGUUUCUCUGAA
This is a messenger RNA of Oncorhynchus tshawytscha (Chinook salmon), 6775 nucleotides long. Its product is annotated as rho GTPase-activating protein 32. The transcript has 22 exons. The coding region runs from base 361 to 5520 and encodes 1719 amino acids. Gene Ontology annotation, biological process: small GTPase-mediated signal transduction. Gene Ontology annotation, cellular component: actin cytoskeleton; nucleoplasm; Golgi apparatus. Gene Ontology annotation, molecular function: protein binding; GTPase activator activity; phosphatidylinositol binding. The record is from RefSeq and is a predicted model, not a curated record. NCBI's taxonomy places the organism in Eukaryota, Metazoa, Chordata, Actinopteri, Salmoniformes, Salmonidae.